Molecule: messenger RNA, 477 nt
Organism: Talaromyces amestolkiae
Lineage: Eukaryota; Fungi; Ascomycota; Eurotiomycetes; Eurotiales; Trichocomaceae
Exons: 3
Coding region: 1-477 (158 amino acids)
Source: RefSeq, a predicted model, not a curated record
AUGGCACACAACAUCCAAUCCACAAACAUCCCCUCCUCCGGCUCUUCCCCGGUAAGCAGCGAAAGAGCAUCGACUCUGAAAUCAUUCAUGUCCUCCUUCUACACAACGAGCGACAAUCCCACAGCCCAUGACGAAUAUGCAAACUUCUUCACCAAGAACGCCACCUUAAUCAUGGGCGGGAAAAGGGCGGAUGGAUUUGACGAUAUCCUUGCAUUUCGCAAAUCUAUGUGGACAGCAGUCACCUCACGCAAACAUGUCGUCACAAAGAUCUUCUUUGGUGAUGAUAAUGAUAUGAUGCUUCAUGGAACCGUGACCUAUGUCAUGAAACAGGAUCCCCAGAAAAAGGAUGUGAAGUUUGAUUGGGCUGCGAGGGCGGAAUUUGAGGAUGGUCAGGACGGGUCAAAAAUGAAGUAUUAUCAAGUUUAUUUGGAUACUGCUGCUCAACAGGCUCUUGCCGCUGCCGUGCAGAAAUCAUAG